AUGUGUAAAUACUUUUCUUUUUCCUGUCAGUUGUGGCACCAGGUGUUGCAAAUUAGUGAUUAGAGGAAGUAACAUGAUUCAGCUGCUCACUUAAAGCGUUUGGUUUGCACCUCACAAGGUUUGCACUCACAAGCCUGAUCAUGAAUGGUCUGUGGCAAUGUAUUUCCAUUUUUGUUUUUGCCACAGCACUUGGGAUGGCCGAAGAUGAUAUCCAAAUUGUAUGUACGGAAAAAUCAGUUCACAUUACCUGGAAAGUGAACAAAUCCAUGACAGGAAAUCCAGCUCGUCUUUUACUGGGUAACUGCUUUCCAACCCGCUUCUCAAAUACAUCAACUGGUGAAGCGGAGGCAGAAUUUAUCUUUCAAUUUAGUGAUUGUGGAUUUAAACAAAUGGCGACAUGGAAAUAUGUCAUUUACGAGAACAAAUUAACCUACAGGCCACUGCCAAAGCCUUACCCUCCAUCUUUCACCUAUCCUGUUCGAUGUGUCAGUGACAAGCCAAACGCUUGGAUCCCUUACUUCCAGAGCUCUACAUCUGGUGUGAUACAAGGUCAUGGAGACCUGGCUUUUCACAUGGCAAUUCUUAACCCUGAGUUUAGUGGCCCUGCAGAAUCCAACAUCUUUCCUCUGGAUUCUUUUGUUCCAAUAUGGGCUGGGGUGGACCAGCAAACCCAUCAGCCGCUGCUGCUGCUUUUAGAGGAAUGUGUUGCCAGCACAACUCUUGAAAUGUACCCAGACACCCUUACAUACCCAAUCAUCGCCAAUAAGGGGUGUCUUGUGGAUGGUAAGAAGAGCCACUCGACGUUUCUACCAAGGUAUCAAUCCUCCUCAAUCUUGCUUCAUCUUCAGGCUUUUAAAUUCGCUGCUGGAGAGGAGGUGUACAUCCACUGCAAAUUAAUCGCGUGGGACCCUGACAAUCUUAAUGAAUUAAAGAAAGCCUGUAAUUAUAAUAAAGCCACAGGAGAGUGGGAGCUUCUGGAUGACCCUUCCAAGAACAGUCUUUGUCAGUGUUGUGAUUCCACUUGUAUAGAAAGAUCAAGGAGAGAUACUCAAUCUGCAGCUCAAGGGCUUGUGCUAAACUCUGUGUUGGGACCUCUGAUAAUAACGGAAGAUUCAUCAUGAUGUUAGACGAAUAUGCCAGAAUGAUCUAAGAGAGAGUAGGUGCAGGAAUCCUGAUUGGAGUCUUUAGGAGUAGACCAAUUCUUUAGGUCUUUCAUACAUCAUGUUGUCCAUUAAAAGACUGAAAUGUCUCAACUUUGUCUUUGC
This is a messenger RNA of Paramisgurnus dabryanus, 1265 nucleotides long. RefSeq names its product zona pellucida glycoprotein 3f, tandem duplicate 2 (gene zp3f.2). Lineage: Eukaryota; Metazoa; Chordata; Actinopteri; Cypriniformes; Cobitidae. Gene Ontology annotation, biological process: positive regulation of acrosome reaction; binding of sperm to zona pellucida; egg coat formation. Gene Ontology annotation, cellular component: extracellular matrix. Gene Ontology annotation, molecular function: acrosin binding. The record is from RefSeq and is a predicted model, not a curated record.